GGUCCGUCGCCAUAGUUACCACAGACAGCGGGAGAGGGCGAGACGGUUCACGUGACCUAGCAAGAUGGCGACCACAUUGUUGAAUUGAUGCUAGUGUGAUCUUGAGGGCCGGAAUUUGGAUGUGAUUUUUCUAUUGUUCGCCAUCAUCGUCAUCUAAUUACAGAAUCAGGAUGGCCCUAAAUGUGUUUGAUCAUGAUGAGUACAGGCCUCCGGUAUGGAAAUCCUACUUGUAUCAGCUCCAGCAGGAGGCGCCACACCCCCGUCGGUUGACCUGCACUUGUGAGGUGGACAAUCGACCCAAAUACUACGGGAGAGAGUACCACGGGAUGAUUUCCAGGGAGGAAGCCGACCAGCUUCUCAGUCAGGCCGAAGGCAGCUACCUCAUUCGAGAGAGUCAGAGGCAGCCGGGCACGUAUACGCUGGCGCUGAGGUUCGGGAGCCAGACCAGAAACUUCCGUCUUUACCAUGAUGGGAAGCACUUUGUCGGAGAGAAAAGGUUCGAGUCCAUCCAUGACCUGGUCACCGACGGCCUCAUCACACUCUACAUUGAGACCAAGGCAGCAGAGUACAUCGCCAAGAUGACCAUCAACCCCAUCUAUGAGCACGUGGGCUACACGACGCUGAACCAGGAACCCACACUGAAGAAACACUUGCCGCACGGCGCGGACGCCGCCGAUGGCCCGGCGCCCGUCAAGGACGACCACGGCGGCGAGGAGAGGCUCACGUCGCUGGUGCGGCGAGCCACGCUGCGGGAAAGCGAUAUGGUCCCCAAAUAUGAGAAGGUUCACAACUUUAAGGUUCAUACGUUUCGUGGCCCUCACUGGUGCGAGUACUGUGCCAACUUCAUGUGGGGGCUCAUCGCUCAAGGAGUCAAGUGCGCAGACUGCGGGUUGAACGUCCACAAGCAGUGCUCAAAGGUUGUGCCCAAUGACUGCCAGCCGGACCUACGUCAUGUCAAGAAGGUGUACAGCUGUGACCUGACCACCCUGGUCAAAGCGCACAACACCAAAAGGCCCAUGGUGGUCGACAUGUGCAUCCAGGAAAUUGAAGCCAGAGGUCUCCAGUCGGAAGGUUUGUAUCGAAUAUCCGGCUUCAGUGAGCUGGUUGAAGAUGUCAAGCUGGCCUUUGAUAGAGACGGCGAGAAGGCGGACAUCUCGUCGGGCGUAUAUGAGGACAUCAACAUCAUCACGGGCGCGCUCAAGCUCUACUUCAGAGAGCUGCCCAUUCCCCUCAUCACAUACGAUGCCUACCCGCGCUUCAUCGAGUCCGCAAAGGUCACUGACGCAGAAAAGCGACUGGAAUCCCUCCAUGACGCCCUGAAGCUCCUGCCGCCGGCUCACUGCGAGUCGUUGCGGUACCUCAUGGCGCACCUCAAGAGGUAA
This is a messenger RNA of Hippocampus comes (tiger tail seahorse), 1382 nucleotides long. Its product is annotated as N-chimaerin. Lineage: Eukaryota; Metazoa; Chordata; Actinopteri; Syngnathiformes; Syngnathidae. Bases 171 to 1382 code for a protein of 403 amino acids. Gene Ontology annotation, molecular function: GTPase activator activity. The transcript is spliced from 14 exons. The record is from RefSeq and is a predicted model, not a curated record. Gene Ontology annotation, biological process: regulation of GTPase activity; signal transduction.